AUGGCUCUGAUCUCUCAAUCUGACAUACACAUGUGCGAUGACUCUGGAGAUUUUGCGAUUGAGUCCAACGACGAUACGGAUGUACAUGUCGCAGCUCCUCUCGACAGAUCGUCGGACUUCGUUGUCAACCAGCAAAUAGUCCUCGAAGACUUCGCCCCAUCUUCAGUCCAAUCACAGACACCGAAUUCAUUGCCUUUACGACUGCGCAGGCCGGUCAUACCAUCCACCGUCUGGGAGAGGUUUAGGCCGUUCAUCCACGAUCUGUAUAUCGGCCAGCAGCUAAGCCUAGAUGAAGUGCGAGAGAGAAUGAAGGAGCAGCAUAAUUUUGAUGCCACUGAACAAAUGUACAAGAAACGGCUACGGGACUGGGGCCUGCGGAAGAACUAUACCCAACCGCAGAAGCUAGACGCCAUCAAACAGCUGCGCGAAGCCCCAUCCGAGACCCGUGGCGACUUGCCUUUCCGAGUGAACGGUGUGCCUCUCAAGGAACGUCGGCUAUGGCGCCCUGUCAUGCGAAAGAGAAAGCCUGUCAUCCUUGCUCCUCGACCAUCUCCAGUCUACAGGGGAAAUCCACGUUCGCGGCUCCCGCCACGCCUGCGCACACCUUCACCACAGCGGCUUCGGCUCCAACUUGGCUCUGAAACUCAAGCUAUCGAAUCCUUGCUGAGAUAUACGUCUUCAUAUCAUUCAUGGUAUCUGGCCCAGAGCCAGAUCAAGCCUCGUUAUGGGUUGACGCAGCAGCUUCAACAAGUCUUCCAUGGGCUGAGAAUGGCCGGUUCUCUUCUUCGCAGAAACGACUCCAUGGCGUUUGGACUUAUCAAUCGAUCCUGCUCUGGCUUUCAUGCUCUCCUGAAAUCCCAACCGUUUCAACUGAUGCCGGAAGUCCUUAGUACAUUCAAAUAUAUUCGCGAUAUCAGCAGCAAGAUAGGUCUGGCAGUCCUGGAAUUCUUUGCUUUAUUGGCCAAAACAACCUUGGGGGUGUCCCAUCCCAUAACCAAUUUCGCGACUCUUCUCCUGAAUGUCGACCGGGAACAUCUGGAUUCGUGCUUGGGACUAUAUGGAGAACUCCUACUUGACCAAACGAAAUCAGUUCGCGACGACUCUGUCUGUACGAAAAUACAGUUGACCAUAAUAGACAUUUUUAGAGCGUCCGGCCAAUUUGGUGCUGAAUCUCGUUUGUAUCGGCGUCUGUCGCACGCCAAUCCCCUAGAUAAUCCUGUCCUGACUGUAGAGCGCUCACUUCUUAUAGAGACGGCGGUUCGCUUGGCAAUAUAUGCAGGAGAGUACUCAACAAUCGAGAAAUUCCUCAUGCAGAUGCUCAGCAGGAGUAUUGUCCUCAGCGGCAAGCAGAAUGGCGACCCUCUCAGCGUCUUUGCCUGUAUGCAGCUGGGACGGCUCUACUAUCACAUGAAAUCGCCGGUUAAGAGUGAGAAGUUCUUCCGAUUGGCAAUCGAAGGGGCUCUGCAACAUGGCGGCUUUGAAGUUCUGACCAUGUUAGCCAACGUCGAAGCUGUACUUUUGUCUUUCAAAAUGAACAAAGAGGCCGCUCAGCUCCGGAUUGACUACCAGCAAGUUUGGGCGCAAUUGGACGAGUGGAGGCUCGAUCGUGGGUCUCAGAGUCAGACAGAUUUCGUCCAAAGCCAGAUAUGA
Fonsecaea monophora is the source of this 1650-nucleotide messenger RNA. RefSeq lists its product as hypothetical. The transcript is spliced from 2 exons. Lineage: Eukaryota; Fungi; Ascomycota; Eurotiomycetes; Chaetothyriales; Herpotrichiellaceae. Bases 1 to 1650 code for a protein of 549 amino acids. The record is from RefSeq and is a predicted model, not a curated record.